CCUCAGCCUCCCAACUGCAGAUUUUUCACUUUUCUUCCCCUUGGAGACAGGGCCACUCUGUAGCCCAGGCUGGCCUCGGACUCACAGAGACGUGCCUGCCUCGGCCUCCGGGGUGCUGGGAUUAAAGGGGUGCGCUAUCAAGCCCAGCACAUUUUUUAUUUCACGGGACAGCCUGGCUGGGGAGUUUUAGUCUGACCCCCUCUCACCUGGCCGUCUACGGCACUUUGCUGCUGUUUUUCUUUCUUUCUUAGCAAUUAGGGAGAAACAUGGCAAUGCCUUUACACACAUCCGAGGACGGCCGGGCCUGGCAGGGCGGGCCUCUAACCCCAGCCACCUCUGGAGGUCACAAGCCUGCCUGGUCUACACAUUUAGUGUGAGGGCAGGCUUAGCAAUUAAUAAAACUCUGUCUCAAAAUAAAAAAAGUGAACCACCCCACCUCCAAAGAAAAGAAAAAGGUAAGUGAGGAGGGGGAUAAGACGGAGGUAAAUAAUGAAAACGCUGCUGCAGCUGAAAAUAAUUAUGGUGGCCAGUGAUUGAUGAACAUUGAUUUCUGGCUCAAAUGUUUCUCAAGCUCCUCUCGUCAAAUGUUGGAUGGCUUCGUAAAGGAAGUGUUCCUGUUAACCCUCUUCUGCAGCUGGGGAAACUGAGUAAUCUGUGCGCAGUCGUAUUCUGAGGGAAAUGGGAGCGGACCGGACGGAGGACCAGAACGCGUAGUGUACACGCAUGAAACUGUGCGGCAAGCAAACAAAGGCUCAGUGGCCGGUGGCCCUGAAGUCCCGGGGCCCCAACACGUGCUCCCCUGAAAAGCUACUUUUUCUGAACUAUUCGCAGUUUAGAGGCUUUCGUGGAACUUGAGUCUUUGCAUCAUCGCAUGCUUUCACCCCAUUUAUCUAAGGACGAGCGAGGAUGAUAAACCUAAGUCGAUUUUAAAUGCCUAGGAAGGAGGACUCCAAGCAGGCAAAAGGCUGCGUCCCUGGGUGGGCUCGAACCACCAACCUUUCGGUUAACAGCCGAACGCGCUAACCGAUUGCGCCACAGAGACAUGCGGAGCUCUGGCCGUAAAUUCAUUUGCUAAUCUUGGAACGUGCUUUUGCACUCCGGGCUGGCCAGCCACCCCCGUCUGUGGCCUGCCCACCUCCUGGGAUUCCAGAAAGCAAAACAAUACACCGAGGCCAGCGGCCGUGCUCGUCAAGCUUGCAUAUUAACCCGGUUUAAGUCAGCUCCGUGCCGCAGACCUCCCAUCACCGGGUUCCAGCCUGAUUGCAGUCUCCAAAGUCGCCUGCCCUCUACUGGUCGCCGCCGCCGCCGCGUACUUGCCCACUCAGGUACUGUCCUCACGGUCCUUACCCCGCGGUACCCGGCCGCCUGCCCUGGGGCUGGUUCGCCUUCCAGAGCACGCCCAGCACCUCAUGAAACACCCACGCAUGUGCGAUCCGAGAGAAAGACACCACCACGUAGCUUCAAAAGGAAAAGUGUCAGGGUGGGCCUUGAGCCCUACCAGGAUUCCAGAACGAGAAAAGCAGACCUGCUUCUUUGGAGGAGUGUUUCUUACAUUCCCUGAGCUGUUAGCUGGCAGAGGCCCCUCACUUGGGACUCCAUGUGCCCUAAAAACAAACCGAUUUCCCACCUUUCCAGGUAAAGUGACCUCAUCCUUGGGUCUCCUCCAGCGGCUGUGUUGAAAACAACAAGCCUAGCCUGUUGACUCAGGCCAGUGAUCCAUCGACUGUGGCGGGCCGAGGCAAGAGGAUCCCAUAUGCAAGGCCAGCCUGGUCUACAGGGUGAAUUGAAGGUCACUCUGUGGGAUUCAGAAACACAAAAUCAAAGGAUAAAAAGAGGGCUGGACACAGAGCUCAGGGAAGAGGACUCAGAAGCGCAAGCCAGUGCGCAGUGAAACCGCGGAACUGGACCACGCCAUGGAUAGAAAGAGACCACCAUGGGACAGGCUGUCGCCACCCCACUGAGCCUAACCACGGACCACUGGUCCGAUGUUAAGGCUCGAGGAAACAAUGAAGGUGUCAUUGUCAGGAAGAAGAAAUGGAUCACCUUCUGCGAGGCCGAAUGGGUCAUGAUGAAUGUCGGCUGGCCGCGAGAGGGAUCUUUUAACCUCUCUCUUAUUUCGCAGGUGGAGGGUAAGGUUUUUGCCCCUAGCCCUUAUGGGCAUCCCGACCAGGUCCCAUAUAUCGCCAUCUGGGGAUCACUGGUCGAGAACCCAUUUCCAUGGGUUAAGCCUUUCCUUCCACAGCCCCCUCCAGUCUCUGGGCCGUCUGCGCCCCCCAACCCGGACUCCUCCCUUUACCCCGUGCUCCCUCACAAGGAGACUCCUAAGCCUCCAGUCCUUCCCCCAGACCCCCAUACCCCCCUUAUAGAUCUCCUGACGGAGGACCCACCACCAUAUCAAGCCGGACCACCUGGAGAGCCGGCCGAAGCGGCCCCAGCCACCGCCCCGGUGGCGGCGUCCCCGGCCGUGCCCGUGGCAGAUCCGGAAGUCACCUCGGCUCGCAGGACCCAUGGGGCUGGAGAAGAGGACGCAGCCCCGUCCCCCAUUGCCGGCCGCCUCCGCGGCCGCCGGGAUGGCCCCCCUAUUGAGUCCAGGGCCUUCCCGCUCAGAGAGGGGCCGAAUCGCCAGUUGCAGUACUGGCCCUUUUCAGCCUCAGACCUCUAUAAUUGGAAGCAACAUAACCCCCCUUUCCCCAGGGAUCCUGUUGCCUUGACCGGCCUAAUUGAGUCCAUCCUAGUGACUCACAGGCCGACUUGGGACGACUGUCAGCAGCUCCUGCAGACCCUCUUAACAGUAGAGGAGAAGCAGAGAGUUUUCCUGGAGGCCCGGAAGCAGGUUCCGGGCGAUGACGGGAGGCCAACCCAACUCCCAAAUAUCAUCGAUGCAGCUUUUCCCUUGACCCGCCCAGACUGGGACUUCAAUACACCUGAAGGUAGGGAGCAUCUACGUCUCUAUCGCCAGUUGCUCUUAGCGGGUCUCCGAGCGGCCGCCAGAAGGCCUACCAAUUUGGCUUAGGUAAGGAAUGUGAUACAGGGAAAGGAAGAGGAAUGUGAUACAGGGAAAGGAAGAGGAAUGUGAUACAGGGAAAGGAAGAAACACCCGCUGCAUUUUUAGAGAGGCUGAAGGAACCAAAUUGCAGCGGCUGGAAGGUUUACAGGCGCUAGGUUUGCCAGACUUAUUGAAGGAAGCAGAGAAAGUGUUCAAUAAGAGAGAAACUCCUGAGGAGCGUGAGGAAAGGAGAUGGCAGAAACAAGAGGAAAGGGACAAGAAACAGCAUAGGGAGAUGAAAAAGGUUUUGGCCGCCGUUGUGUCUCAGGGACAGCGGAGAGAGGGAGAUAGGUCGGGAGAGCGAAGGAGGCCACCCCUUGAUAAAGAUCAAUGUGCUUACUGCAAGGAGAAGGGACACUAGGCCCGAGAGUGCCCCAAGACCAGGGGCCAUGUUCCAAUGGGAGGAGAAGCAUCAGAAAGCGCUCCAACAGAUCAAGAAGGCCUUACUCGAGGCCCCGGCUCUGGGUCUGCCAGAUCUAACCAAGCCCUUUGAGCUGUUUGUGGAUGAGAACUCAGGUUUUGCCAAAGGGGUACUGGUACAAAGACUGGGACCUUGGAGGAGACCUGUAGCGUACUUGUCCAAGAAAUUGGACCUGGUGGCUACAGGAUGGCCAUCAUGCCUCUGCAUGGUGGCAGCCAUUGCCAUAUUACUCAAGGAUGCCGGGAAGCUGACUCUGGGACAGCCGUUGACUGUGCUGGCCUCCCAUGCAGUGGAGGCCUUGGUCCGACAACCACCGGACAGAUGGCUUUCUAACGCCAGAAUGACUUACUAUCAGGCCUUACUACUGGACUCAGACCGGGUAAAUUUUGGGCCGACAGUUUCCCUUAACCCUGCUACCUUGCUGCCACUGCCUAGCCCCUCCAAGGAGCAUGACUGCCUCCAGAUUCUAGCCGAAGCACAUGGCACCCGCCCUGAUCGGAGCUAGCAAAGAAAAUGGGGGCGGACUGGGAACAGAGAAAACACCUGGGCAGUGCCGCUGAACCAGGAUCAGGUACUCCAGCAGGUAACUUCUACCUGCCCAGCCUGUGCUCAAGUCAACGCAGGAAAGGUUCAUCUAAGAAACUGUUGGAAGAAAUCUUCCCCAGGUACGGGAUGCCUCAAAUAUUGGGGUCGGAUAACGGGCCUGCCUUCGUCUCUCAGGUAAGUCAGAAGGUGGCCAAACUAUUGGGGGUUGAUUGGAAACUCCAUUGUGCGUACCGCCCCCAGAGCUCAGGACAGGUAGAACGAGCUAAUAGAACAAUCAAGGAGACUUUAACCAAAUUAACGCUUGCAACUGGCACUAGAGAUUGGGUGCUCCUACUUCCCUUGGCUCUCUACCGAGCCCGAAAUACUCCUGGCCCACACGGCCUAACCCCUUUUGAGAUCAUGUACGGGGCCCCACCUCCUGUUGUAGACUUUCUCCAUCCUGAUAUUUCAUCUUUUGCCACCACCCCUACUUUAGAGGCACAUCUUCAAGCCCUCCAACUGGUGCAGAGGGAGAUCUGGAAGCCCCUGGCCAAGGCUUAUCAGGAGCAGCUAGACAAGCCGGUGGUGCCCCACCCCUUCCAGAUCGGGGACUCCGUUUGGGUCCGACGACACCAGACCAAGAAUCUGGAACCACGGUGGAAGGGGCCCUACACUGUCUUGCUGACCACCCCCACUGCACUCAAGGUCGACGGGAUUGCUGCAUGGGUCCACGUCUCUCAUGUGAAGGCUGCCAGGGAACCCGACCCAGCAGGAUCCAGAAAGUCAAUAUGGACAGUGCGCCGCACAAGGUUGGCCCGCGGCUCCCCUUCCUCCCCCUCCUCUUAAUCUCUGCCUACCCCCAGGGGACUAGGGCGGCAGAGAGCCCGCACCUAGUUAAGAGGCUCACUUGGCAGGUUAUCUCACAAACUGGGAAGACGGUCUGGCAAACGACCGCCCUUCACACCCCCUUUACAUGGUGGCCUAACUUGCAUCCAGAUCUCUGCCAACUAGUAGCAGGGUCAGAGGACUGGGACAUCCCUACCACUGACCCCAUGAACCCUAGAGCACCAAACGUCUGUCAGGAUGGUAAGAGAACUUGCAAAUGUAGUGGCGGGAGAUACGGAUGUAGUCACCCUGAAACCAGAGCAGCCCUGUCACGUCAGGAAGAGAUGACACUUACUGGAAGGGGGGGGGGGGCUGUGUAAACUCAAAAGGGAAGGGAGAUAACACAAGACUGGAUUAAAGGUAAAACAUGGGGACUUAGACUUUACAUGACGGGACGGGACCAGGGAGUCGUGUUUACGAUUAGGCUUAAAAUCACGGAGCCCUCCGCCUCUAUAGGUCCCAACCAGGUUCUCUCUGACCAAAAGCGCCCCUCUUUACCCGCUCCGGCACCCCCGAGGGCUACCCCCCGACCCAAUUCGGCCAUUCGCCCAAGCACGGCUCCGAAUGCUACUGUAACCCCAGUCACCCUCCAGCCACC
Messenger RNA from Peromyscus californicus insignis, 5475 nucleotides. RefSeq names its product MAGE-like protein 2. The transcript has 2 exons. The record is from RefSeq and is a predicted model, not a curated record. Gene Ontology annotation, biological process: virion assembly. The coding region runs from base 1934 to 3013 and encodes 359 amino acids. NCBI's taxonomy places the organism in Eukaryota, Metazoa, Chordata, Mammalia, Rodentia, Cricetidae.